CCUAGCUUACACAGCUGUCGCAUCAUGCGCUGUGCAGGCGCUGUGCCCCCUGGGCCCUGGGCCUCAUUCAAUGUGAAGCUCGGUGGAGGCCCUGAGGCGUUGUGAUCUUUGUAGCAGACUUGAUUCUUCAAUGUAAUCCUGCAAUACAUGAUCACAUUGCAGAGCGAAGUUGGGUUUGAAGCACGAUGGUCGCCUUUCGGUGGCGGCCGGCCCGUUGGUUGAGUCCCUUGUUAUUGUUGGCCUCGAUAUGCACGACCGGAGCUGCGCAAGACUCCAGUGGGGAUGCGGGGCUCGAGGCGGAGAAGUCUUUCUUCUCUCUGUUCAAUAUGGGGGCAAACGGGAGCUUUUGGGACAGCGACUUGCUUGUCAGAACCCUGGACGAGCUUCAGAGGAAUCGGCAAGGAUUGGGCUGGGGGCCCGCGGAAGCCGAGGCUUACAAGCAAGCAGGUAACCUGGCAAACUACCUGGGGUUCGAGGACGUGGAUAACCUGGCGCUAACCGUCCCGGUUAACUUCAUCUUCGUUGGUUUUUCUGGGGAUGGCAACCUGGGUUUGACGCUGCGGGAGGCGGAGCUUCGGCACUGGUUCCAGCAUAUCAACCUGGUGGUGCAGCACACUCGAGUUCCUCGUAGUGGGCACGGCCCGAAGAACGUCCGGCUCGAGCCGCAACACGAGGGAAAGGAUCUUCCGGUAUUGAGCUACGUACACUACAACUUCUCGGCACACGCCAUCAACCUGAGCCCUCGCGUGUCUGCCCUCUUCGAAAAAGUGCUGUACGCGGCCGCUCGCAAGGAGGAUCCAUCCAGCCAAGAGCCCGGCACCGACGAGUGGUACCAGGUUGACGCCGACUUCGUUGGCAGCUUUAUUGGCUCGUUUCUGGACCACCUGAAGCUGAGCAAAGCGUACAACAUACUGAUUCUCAACCCCAAGAAGGCCGCGCUGCCCGGGCGGUACGGGUAUAGAAUCGGGCUCUCGCCAGCAGACCUACUCGUGCUGCAGCAGAACGAGGAGCGGACCCGGAAGCUGCUGGCCUUUGCCAACAACGAGGCGCCGUCAGAAGUUUUCGGCAAAAUCAAGGGCCUUGACCACCUGCGUCCGGAGCGCCCCGCCGGACAGUUCCUGUGGCCCGCGGUCCGAGCGUCCGACGACGAGGCCUGGGUGAAGGCGUUCGAGGACGCGGUUUUCGCCGAAGAAGAGGACCUGCACACGAGCAACGUGCACGGGCUGAGUGAUGUGGAUGCGCUUUACAGGCGGCUGGAACAUACCCUGCGGAAAGGCUCAUGGGGCGCGGCGCUGUACCUGCGAAAGGCCCUUGAGCGGGGGGGAAAGAAGACACAGGCAGACGCUUUGGUAGACGUUUGGAUCGGGAACGGACGGUUUGCGUGGAUUGACCUUACUGCCGGCCCCUUUUCGUACGGUCCGGUGGUCGGGGGCGAGGGCCUUCGUACGGACGGCAGCGUUCCGGACGUCGAGGAGAUUUUUGGGAACGCCACGGAUGCUGGAUCACAGCCGGACAAGUCCGAUGCGGAAUUGGAGAAGGAACUAGAGAUGAUCGCAUCCCGGCGUUUCGAGGGCCUGGAGGCGCAGGGCGUCCACGAGGCGGAUAUGCUAUUGGCGGAGUUGGACGUAUACGAGAUGUUCGCCAAGGCGUACUGCAGGGGACGGCGGAGAAAGAUCGCGCUUUGCGAUUCUCUGCAGGAGCGUAUGAGCGACAUGCACGCGGAGCUAUGGAAGCACCACCCCAAGAUCGAAGACACCGACAAGCGCCAGGAGAUCGUCCAGGCAGCAGCUCGUAUCCGACAUCGAUCGCCGCUUUUUGAGGGGGAGACAGGACACGAGGAGGCGUAUGUGCCGGGAAGUCCCAGCCCCAACUCCCGCGCCCGGGACAACUUUCUGGCGCGUUUGGGCGCCCUUCUGUCCCGCACUCUCAGGCACGUGGUCGCCCCUUCGACCGCCCAGGGCUUCCACCCGUUCCACGAGAAGGUGGCCGUGCAGCUGUACCUGGUAACUCAGAGCGGAUCCGCCGACGACUUCCCCUUCCUGGCCCUCCGCAACGAACUCCUCGACAUGCGCCUUCCGAACCAGAUCUUCCAGUUCUCCGGAACCACCGUCCAACUGGGCGAUGAUCCCGCACUCGCGAUGGCCUUCUCGGAGGCUAUUCACACCGCGGUGGUACCUACCUUAAAAGCGAACGGUACCAAAGACGCGAGCAAAAGGGUGUACCUGGACUCGGCGCAGUUGCAGGCGCAGCUGCAGCACCAGAUGCACGACGGCAGGGGGGUCCUCCGAGCGAUAGAAGAGAUGUACAAGCUGGAGAACGUGUUCGACACGAGCAACCGGAUCGUGGAGAGCCAUCAUAAAGACAAGCACAGCCGGGCCGUUUUGGAGGUCCCGGUCUUCAUCUUCCAAACAGAGGAGCCCGUGUUUCUCGACCAGCACCACACUGCGCGCGCGUUGCCUGACAUGGUGAUUGCAACGAUGUGCAAAGAGACGGGCUGGGAGAGUCACAUACAGGCCAACGGGCAACCUAUCCUUUGGGACCUAAGCAACCCUCUGAAAUCUCUCGUGGCUGCGAUCGCCCAACACGUGGCAGGCGUGCUGCCCACCCACGUGGGCUACAGUAUUCCGCACGGAGCGGUCGAGAAGGACUGGCUCUGGUCCGUCGGUGCGAAUCCUUUCUCGGCGACCUCCCACGGUUGGACGCUCUCCAAAUUCCACGUGGACACCGCUCACAGGAGCCACGUCAUCGCCGCUUUGGACGCGUCAGCGGAGCACAUCAAUCUGGGGAUCCAUAUCUUGAGCAAGGAGAAGAACCAUGCGGACACUUUUGGCGCGCUGCGAAAGCUGCCCCUCUCGCAGCUCAUGACGACAUACAGCCACGUCAUCACCCUGUGGAUGCAGAUCGUUGUAGCGGUAGAGGAGUUGGAGUUCGGGUCCGCGACCAGUCACAUUGCCCGCCUAGAUCAGCACGCCGAGGCGUUCUACGAGCUCGCUCAGAGUAUACAUAAGCAACUCCAUCCAGUCAGGUGCACGAAGCGCCGCAGAGUGAACCUAGGUAUUGCGCCAAUGGCCGGAGGCGUCGCGUCUUUAAUGCUUCUGUAUGUGCUACUAAGGUGGUCAAAACCGAAGAAGGUGAAGCCAAAGAUCAACUAGGGGUGAAUAUAGUUUCUGAUUGUGACAUCUCAUGCUAUGGACUACUGCAUUCAAUCCAAUAUUCAAAGCGCUUUCACACAAUUCUUCUGCGGAUUGCGAACUCGAUGAAAGGAGC
Molecule: messenger RNA, 3267 nt
Organism: Klebsormidium nitens
Lineage: Eukaryota; Viridiplantae; Streptophyta; Klebsormidiophyceae; Klebsormidiales; Klebsormidiaceae
Source: the annotation of a GenBank genome assembly